Molecule: messenger RNA, 8336 nt
Organism: Malaclemys terrapin pileata
Lineage: Eukaryota; Metazoa; Chordata; Testudines; Emydidae
Gene: ITPRIPL2
Product: ITPRIP like 2
Exons: 1
Coding region: 2051-4210 (719 amino acids)
Source: RefSeq, a predicted model, not a curated record
UGCUCAGCCCACUUCCGGCCUAGGUGAACAGAACCCCAGGCUGGAAGCGGGCUGAGCAGGCUGGCGGUGUAAGAUCAGCAUUUUAAUUUAAUUUUAAAUGAAGCUUCUUAAACAUUCUGAAAACCUUGUUUACUUUACAUACAACAAUAGUUUAGUUAUAUAAUAUAGACUUAUAGAGAGAGACCUUCUAAAAAACGUUAAAAUGUAUUACCAGCAUGCAAAACCUUAAAUUAAAGUGAAUAAAUGAAGACUCGGCACACCACUUCUGAAAGGUUGCCUACCCCUGGGCUAAACAGUUGUCUCGCUUUUUUUAUUUGGCUUGGCAUACUCAAAUUGGAGUGGUGGGAGUGUGCCUCAAGACAUGUGCGGACAGGCCCUUCUGGGUUUAGCACUGGCCUCCCAGAGUGAAGCCACGAGAGGUGAAUCAACCCCACCCUUCAUGGUUCUCUCAUUCCACACAUUCCAGUCCUGAAUUGCAAGUAGCUGUGCAAGGUGCUCACUACACUCUGUGACUGCUCCAAACCGCCUUCUUGUGCAACUUCCUGUAUCAAGUUCUGAGUAUAUAUCUUUGCUGAAUCAAAGGUGGAGUUAGCUCAUAAGGUUCUUUCAGAUGGCUAUUGUUGAAUUCUGUGCUGCAGGAACAAGUGUCAUAGCAAUUGACUGCUCUCAGCCAUCAGGCCUACAAUAGGCAAGGAAGGGUUCAUAAUAUAAAUUCUGAACUAGUCACUAAGUUAAUAACUGCUCCCAAAGUCCUCUCCUUUCCCUUCAGGAUGUCAGUAUGUGAGCAAUUUGGGCACAGUAAAAACUGAGAGCAAGUCUUGUGUCACCCAGACUGAGAAUUUAACAGAACAAGGAUGUGACAAGAGGCAUUAUCAGGAGCAGUUAUUAAUAUUGUAAUAAACCUGGAGCUACCUAGGAACAGCAGUUGUCACUGUGCUGCACAUCAAUCACUGAAACCUUCACAGUGGUAGUAGGAACAGAACUCAGUGCCUUCCCUUGCAAAAACACGGGUUUCUAACUUCUGAAGUUAAGGAGAAACACUGUUAGCUAUUAGCACAGUAGAACCUGUGAUAAUCAGUUGGAAGACUUCUGCGGUGAUGACGAUGCAGUAGUGACAGUGCACACACACCUAGUUCAUGACACACUAGUUAUACAGAUUUGCCAAGUUUUAAUUUAUUUUGAAUAUUUGUAUUUUUGUUAACUAAAUUUUUCUUAAUGCGAUGUGCAAUAUGAAAACAGUAUUAAAAUAUUAUUUAAAUAGUCUGUAAAAAUCUAAGCUGGCCUGGUACUGAUUUUCUCCCAGAUUCUGCAGCUCAAACUCCAUUAUUUUUCUGUAAGAAUGGCUGUCAUUUCAAUAGAACUGUGCUGAUUUACACCAGCUGAGGAUCUCGCCCUCUAAAGUAACCAUCCUGCUGACUUUUUUUUUUUUUUUUUUUUUUUUUAAACAGUGCCCUUCUCUUGCAUCUUUGCUGAUAAGUGAGCCUGGCAUGUUGGCUUCAUGACAGUAAAGCAAGUUGAUUAGCAAGGUUCUCACUGUACCUGGGUAUGUGCUGGACAGAUUAUUUAAACAAAUCUGUCUGAGCUUCCUCUUAUCAACCUAUGCCUUCUUUUUUUAAAGUAAAUUUAUCUAAAAAAACCCCAACUAAAUUAUUUAAAAAUAGAUUAAAUGGCAUUAAAACUAUUGUACAGAGAGUUCCCACUAUGAAUCUUUUGCUGUCUUGUUUUUGUUUUGGUCUUUGAUCACUCGGUGUUUAAGAAAUGGGAACAAAGCCAACCUUGAAAGUUUGAGAACUAGAAACUGCAGCCCUUAAAGUUUUGAACGAAGAAGCCCCUGGACAAAAACUGUCAAUGGGUUCUUCUGAUGACAACGCCUUCGUUUCGGAGAGGAAAGGGGAAGGGAUGGGGAGGGGCUGUUCCUUCUCUCCUCUCUCCCACUCCAGUGCCCUAGUUUUGGGCAGGCAAACCGCGGGGCUUGUGACUACACCUCCAGGCCUGAUCCCGCUUUCCUCUGGCCAAAACCAUUGGCAUUUCCUCUGAGCUCACACAAUAAAUGACGCGGCCCCUUUUCCCCUCGGAAGAGGAAGCUUCGGAGCUAAGUAACGGUUGGGGGAGACGGGCUGGACUAAGGAAGCACAACAGCAGGGGCGAAGGGGCGGUGAGUGCGUGUCCCGGGACAGGAGGCCGAAGCAGGCAGGGGGACGGAGGCUGGGUGCGUGUCCCGGGACGGAAGGCAGGCGGGGGAAGGCGGCUGUCUGGGCGUACCCCAGGGGCUGGAGCAGGACCCGGAGGCGGCGGCUGUCUGGGCGCACCCCAGGGGCUGGAGCAGGACGAGGAGGAGGCGGCUGUCUGGGCGCACCCCAGGGGCUGGAGCAGGACCCGGAGGCGGCAGCUGGCUGGGCGCACCCCAGGGGCUGGAGCAGGACGAGGAGGAGGCUGGCUGGCUGUCUCGGGACUGGAACUGGGAGUGGGGGAAGAGCACUCGGUGGGAGGAGCUGGCACGCCGGGAGCGGCAGGGGUAGUGGGUCUAGGGCAGCCGGCAGGGGGGUGCCUGUCCCGACUCCCGGAGCUGGGGGAGGCUGGUGAGUGGGGUGGCGGGCGCCCCCUGCAUGCAGAGGCCGGGGGGCGCUGCCGCAGCCGGUAUCAUGGGCUGAGCUCCCGCCGCACCAUGACCGUCUACACCCUGAACCUGCGCGUCUUCUGGCCGCUGGUGACUUGCCUGUGCACGGCCCUCGUGUGCCUCUACCAGGCCGUGCGAAGCAGGGCGGGCGCCCCGGACUCGGACAGCGCCCCGGACUCGGGCUCCGUCCCGCUGCUCAAGGGCUCCGCGCUGCUGCUGCUGGGCUUCCUGCUGCUCCGCUACUGCGCCUCCCGCAGCGGCGGCGGGGAGUGCGGCCAACGGCCCCGAGCCGCAUGCUGCCCCGAGGCGCCGCCGAGCAGCGCCGCCCGCCGGAGCCUGCUAGAGAGCUUCUACGAGCAGCAGCUGCGCCUCUCCCCGCACGUGCUGGGCCACAGUAAGGCGCACGUGAGCCGCAUCGUGGGCGAGUUGGUGCGGGCUGCCAAGGCGCAGGGGCUGCAGCCGGGGUCCCUGACCCCCACCCUGCGCGGGGACUUCGUGCAGAUCGGCAGCGCCUACGAGCAGCACAAGGUCCGCAGCCCGGACUGCUUCGACAUCCUGGUGCCGCUGAGGCUGCCGCCGCGCCUGGAGCUGGAGCCCCGCUGCCUGGGCGCCGAGGAGCCGGGGCUGGCCCCGGAGCUGCGCAGCGCCUUCACCUGCGCCCUGAAGGUCCCGCAAGGGGCCGCCUGGCCCCGGGGCUACCGGCCCUUCAGCGAGGGCUUCUGCGUGGAGCUGCAGGGCAGGCGCUACCUGUCCUCGGCCCUGGUGCUGCGCUGGUUCCAGGGCCACCUGCAGCGGUGCCUGGGCGCCGUGCUCUACCGGCUGCAGGAGCGCUGCCGCAUCAGCCUGGCCGCCUGCCCGGGCCGCCAGCUCACCCUGCACAUCCUGCCGCGCUCCGACUACGUCUGCUGCCACAUCUCCAUGGCCGUGCGCCUCAUCCCCGCCAUCCCCCUGGGGGACUCGGUCUAUCUCAUCGCCCUGCAGCCCGGCGCCAGGAAAGCCCAGCCCGGCACUGCCUGCCCCCUGCAGGCCCUCUGGGGGCUCAACGUCUCCAAGCAGGAGCAGCGGCUGCUGAGCUGGCUCAAGGAGCAGACCCCGGCCAACUCCUGCCACCUCAAGUGCCUGCAGCUUCUCAAGGGGCUGCGGGAUCUGCGCGGCCGGGGCUUGGAGCAGCCCUUCGGCGCCCAGUGGAGCCGCGUCCUCUCCUCCUACAUCCUCAAGACGGCGCUCUUCUCCUUGUUGCUCCGGGGGCCCUGGCAAGCCUGGGAGGAGCAGUUCCUGGCGGAGCGGGUGGAGGACCUGGUGCUGUACCUCAGGGACUGCCUGCAGAAGCGGGUGCUGAUGCAUUUCUUCUUGGGCAACGCCAACGUCCCCGAGGCGGUGCCGGUGCCUAAGCUCCUGAAGGAAGCUGCCCCCGUCAAUCUGCUGGCUGCCUUUGACGCCCCUACUCUAGAUUUGGCCGCCUUCCAGCUUCUGAACACCUGGAACCAGGCUCCUAAGAUCAUCCGAAUGUACAGUAGUCCAAGGUACUUGAGGAAGAGCCCCACGUUGUGUAAGCACAUCACCGACACCGGACAAGAGUCCCAAAGCAACUGAGCAUCACCUGGGGCGUUUGUCAGUGCCUUUGGGGCAUGCACUGUGAGGCCAAAGUACAUACCUGUGUUAGCUAGUAAACUACCUGAGGUUCCUAAGGGAGAUCUACCUGCCUGACAGCAUCAGAUGGGGUUCUGUGUUUGUUUCCCUAGUCGUGGUAAUCUGGGAAAUCCAAAGGUCAAAAUUUAAGACUAAGAAAUACUGAUGCUUUAAGAUCUUGAUAGCUUUGUAAUGAUGAUUAGUCAUGGAGAAACUAUGAAACUUCCAGGAAAGUGCCUUAAUUAGAAAGCACUACAAUAACCACUUGUAAAUCUAAUUUAGUACCAGAUUUAUAGAGGGGUUCACACUGAUGAAUUUGGAAUGUCAUCUUAAAGUUUAGUCACAAAAGUGACCCUGUCCAGAGCUUUCUUUUAAUGCAAAAGAUAAUCAGGAUCAAAGAUUAAUGGCAUGGAAAAAAGUCAGUGUGACAAGGUACUUUUUUGAGAUGGAGGAGGAGCCAAGGGUGUUUCUUGAUCCUUAAACACAGUUUGAAAUAUUUAUUCAAUGAGACACUCAUCAGUGGUUGUCUGUGAUUUAAUAUACUGUGCUAAAUAAUAUGCAAAUUAAUAUAAAAUUAAAUUAUGAGGCGUGACAUUAAAACCUAUUUGACAAAAGUAUGAAGAAUCUAGUUGUACAUUUGUGUUAAAAUGAAGGUCGCUCUGAAAGAUUAAAAUAUAAUUAUACAGCUCACAAAUGAAAGAAGAACAAUAGCACUUUAUUUCCAUAAAGGCCUUCAUUUUAUGGUAAUUGGCUGCACUAAAUAUUUAGUUUUAACAUAGAGGCAUUAAUAUUUUUUUUAAUUAAAAAUGGAUGGAUGUGUAAAUCCUCUAAGCAUUCUGUCUUGGUUGUUAGACCUGAAGCAUUUUUCUUCCUUCAAAGUUGCUGUACCUUAAUAACUACCAAACCUCCCCCACACCUUAUUUGGUAUACUGUGAAAUUUAAAGUAACUCCAAAAAUGUAGAGGUGUAAACUCGCUGCUGCACCCAUGUGUUUUUCACUGAUCGCUGAUCUUCUAAAGGACCUUACUGACCUAACCAAACUCUUGAACUUGUGGCAGCACUAUGGUCUGCAGCAGAUCAGGAGAUACCAGAAGCGAGAGAUGGUAGUUGUAGUGCAGCAAAUAUUUUUUUGUAAAAAUAAUAUUUCAGGGUGCCUUAAAGUUCCCAAAACUUGGGACAAAUUCAUGGUACAGUAAGUACUUAUUAACUUUGAUGGUGUCCCUUUAACGUAAACACCAGCCAGAUAAUUUCCAUGUGUAGAUAGAUUAUUUGAGAAUACCUCAUACAACUUCUCAAUUGAUCUGUAAUGAGCGCUUACUGUCUUUGGAUAGUAUACAUUAAUAGUUUAGUUUUGGAUUUUAGCUGAGAAAAUACAUUUGACCUUAUGGGCCAUUGCUGCAUUAAACUAUAGUAUGUAGAAAAGGAUUAGAAAGCUUCUAUUUCAUAUGCUCUUUAAAAGUGUGCUUCAUUUCUGAUAUAAAUAGUUAAAAACUAUUGAACCAAAUGCAUCACAGUUUGUCAGCAAAAGUACACAUUCUAAGCAAUCCAAACUCUAAUGUAAUACAAAAUACAUUUCCACAGAUUCUGAGACCGCAUCCUUGAAAAUUAAAAGUAUUAAGGCACCAAGCCUGUAAUUAAGUUUUUCAUGUGCGUAAGGUUAAACAUGUGCCUGAUUGUUUGCAGGAUUGGGUCCUAUGUGGACAGUCUGCUGUGCUUAAUUUUAAAUCGGUAAAUGAAUUGGGAACAGCUGGGAAUGUUUGGAAUAAUUUUAAAACUGUUAAAAUUUCAGAAUAUUGUUCUGUAUAUAUUAUGCUGGUGUUCUCUAUCUGUAAGUCAUACAUGAUAGAAAAUAGCAAACUUUUAAAAACAACCACAAAGCUUCAUAAAACCUAGUUUACUAAACUGAAAAUUUCUUCAGUUUUAGAUGCAUGUUUCCUUGUAUAUGGUUUUUAAACUGUCUUUGCUGUCUUAUUUUCAGGUAAUUUAGCACCUAAGUGUCACUUUCUCAAGUUGGGUUAUUUUUACAUGGAGCGUUGGUUCUCUCUUUGGGCAAAUACAAAUGGCUUGUUUAUGUGUAGUGUUGACCACUGUGCUCAUCAUGCGGACCGAAGUGACCUACCUUGGUACAUUUUUAGUAGGCCAAAUGUUUACUGUUUUGCAGACUUGUAUAGGGUUGCCAAGCCUCCAGGUUUGUCCUGGAGUGCCCAGCAUUUAAAGAUUGUCAUGUGAUGAAAUCUCUAGGAAUACGUCCAACCAAAAUUGACAGCCCUAGGUACACAUACAAGGAGUGCUAUUCUGCAGUCCUGGAGUCAAUAGUUUUGCCUGAGAAAGGGCUAGAGAAUCAGGUCCAAAGUAUUGUGGUUGCCUGGAGCACUUAAUACACAUUUAGUUCAACAGUUAAUUCUGGCAACAUGGUUACCUUAGUGAACUAUCUGUUUGUUUACAUUAGUGUGUAACUUUUUUUUUUCCAAGGGGGGCUAUGUAAAUUUUGGUGUGUGUUCCUUACUGGCUUAUAUAAUACAUGGAAACCUAUUAGAUUUAAUACAACUUUCUUAUUGCUGUUAAGCGCUGAUACUACAAAGGGAAAGUUACAUCAAGAAAUGCAUAAUAAGAAGGGAGUUUGGGGAAUAUAAAUAGUUUGAAAGUGAAACUCGAAAGUUGGGGGGAAAGGACAAAUAAGGAGGAGCAGAAACACUUGGUGAAAGAGCAGUGCAGGUAAUCCAAAGGACACAGAGACAAAUGGAGGAACCCUGUAGAAGAGUCAUGGAAGAUUUGAAUUGAGGUGGGGUGGGGGGUUGUGAUUUAACCAUGUUAAACCAUGCUUCCAAAAUGUAUAUAAAACAAGGCUACAGUUGUGGCGGGGCUCCAUACCCAUGUUCCCGUCAACUGCAAAACUCCCAUUGAUUUAGGCUUACUAACAACUUCAAAUCAAGCUGAUCUUUAAUGGGAGCUUUUGCUACAUAAGGUGUAUGUGAGAUUAUGUUCUUGGUGAUAUGAGCAAACCAAGGCCCUGAUCCUGCAAAUACUUAUGCACCUGCUUUAACUUCAGUCACAUGAGUAGUCCUAUUUGAAGUCAAUGAGGCUAUUUACAUGAGUAAAAUUAAAUUUGCACUCAGAUGAUGCAGGAUCAGAGACUGAAAUUCUCUAUUGAAGAGCAAUUCUGGUCUGUACAUUUGGGGUAUUGGUUGGUAUUUCCUGUGUCUAUAAUGCCUACGUUCAUCGAUAUACUUAUUAUGUUUGACUAAAGUGACUUGAAAAUUGGGUCUGUUAGACUAUUAAUGUCGUUCUAUGCCAAAUGAAAUGUGGUGGUGCGAAUACUAGUUUCUGGUGCUAUCUUUAGGAUCUUAUCCUGCAAACAUGCACAUGCAGAAUUUGACCCAUGUGAGUAACCCAUUGACACUCUCUCCCCUCAUGGGAGUGCUCACAUGAGUAAUGUUCCACGUAUGUAUUUGCAGGAUUGGGGCCUUACUUGUUACAAUGUAACGUAGACUGAGCAUGAUAGUUUGUGUAUUUAAAUUAAAAAUGAAAUAUAGAAAGAAACACGUGUUUCUUAGACACUACUGUGUAUUUUAACUACAUAACAAUUUUUUAAGGACUUGGUAUAAUCAAGGCUGGUGUCACUUUUUUGGGGAAAAGCUACAUCUAAAAACAGAAUAAAUUGAGAUGUGCAUUUGAAUUUUUGGAACUGCAUAUCUAUUUUCCCCAUGUAUUAGAAAUUAUAGUGUUUAAUUGUUAAGUUCGUAACACUUCUUAAAUGAAACCUUAAUUAAAUGACUAAAGCAUUCCUCUUUUGGAUCUUCUUGCAAAGCAAUCGAAACUAAAUGUCUGUUUUGAAAUAGACAUUCAUGGUACAAUUAUUUUUGCUGGUUAAUAAUCAGACCAAAGAUUUAACUAAGUGUUGUUCAGCUGCUAUUGUUUAAGAAAGUGUUUAUAUGCUUAAAACGUUAGCUUGUUCGGAACAAAUGUUCAUAAACUCUUCUUCUAUUUAAUAUCCAAAUACAUGUGCACUUUUAUUGCCUCAGCAAAAAGUUGGAGUUUUUGUUACUCAUUUUUAAUAUUUCACUGUCUAUUAAUAAACAGCUGUUUUGAAA